Molecule: messenger RNA, 3402 nt
Organism: Hydra vulgaris (swiftwater hydra)
Lineage: Eukaryota; Metazoa; Cnidaria; Hydrozoa; Anthoathecata; Hydridae
Product: protein FAM135A
Source: RefSeq, a predicted model, not a curated record
AUUUAUUAAAAAUUUUAUUUAGAGUAUGCUCAAAAUUUAAAAAGGUUUCGAAAAUUAUUUAAAUAUUCAGGGACUUAACCACUUGGCUUAAAAAUAUUUUGUUGCAUGUUUAAUUAUUCUUAAACAAUAUGAUACGCGUAGUGAAGAAAACAUGAUAUAAGUAGUGAUGAAGUUAAUGGUAAAAUUGAAAAAACAAAUUUAUACCAUACAUUAUACUAAAAAUGUCAGACUUGCAAGUCACUCAAGAGGUUGUCGUGGAAUUGGAAAAUUUUUACAAUGUUGAUCUUUUUCAACGCGGAUAUUAUCAGGUUAGAUGUUUGGUUCAGUCACCACCUAAAUUGUUUUCAAUUAUAACUUGUCAAUUAGCAAAUGAUAAAAAAGAUGUGAAGUCUUGCUCGAGUUUAUUUAAAGCUUUUGUUGAUCAACAUUCUAACACUGCUAUCUCCAAAACCUUUGAAGUAUAUUACAAACAUGAAAAAGUCCAAAUUAAAGAUAAAUUCAUUUUCAAAAUUGACAUGUUAAUGGAUGGAAUUAAGAUGGAUUCACAACUUCUAAAAAAGAUAGAUUUAACAUUUGAAUUAUACUUUGCAGAAUGCACCAGAAAACACCCUGCAACUCCAAAAUCUUUAGAAUAUGCAAGUUCAAAGACACUUACAAUGCAUCUCAGUUUAAACCAGUCUUAUCAUGCUCAUAGACCUGUUUUAUUUGAUUAUUUUCAUUUUGGUGCUUUAACUUUCACAGUUCACUCAUGUACCACAGCUAUACGACAGCCAUGGUUAGCGGCAUUAAAAUCACUUCAUCCUGUAUGGAGUGGUAAAUCAGGUAACAUAAGGCAACUAUGUUAUAGUAGCUUGUUUGGAAAAGGAUCUAUUUUGAUACCAACCCAAAAACUUGAUAAUCAACAAAAGAAUAGUGCAAUUAUUUUUCACCGCAAUGUUUGUUUAAAACUCCUUAAGCUAUACGAACAGCUACUUUUAUAUUAUCAUUGGUGCAUAUCACUUUUGCCAGAAUAUUCCAAAGUAGGGCUAAGCAAAAUUGAUAUUUAUAACAAACUUGAGGUGUUGAAUAAUGAAUUUUCUUUGUUGUGCACUGCUGAAGAAAACUACUUGCGUGUUGGUGAUGAUCUGUAUUUAUUAAGCACCGAAUUAGAUAUGCUGUGGCAGCAGUUUCUUGAGCAGUUCAGUUUUAAUGAAACCUUAGUUAAAAAACUUGCUGAAGAACAUCACAAAGAGCGUAUUAUGCACAUUAAACAGGCUGUGUUUACAGAAGAGCAUCCAUGGGAAUCAUUAUGUGUAUCUCAUGAACUAAGUACUUCUCAGCAUAAUCGAAUGGCAAAUGCAGUGAGAAACUCUUUGUAUUAUCAGCUCAUACCUCCUUUAAAAUUACAUUGCUCAAGCUUAGAUGCAGAUGGCUCUACUUUACCUAUUAUUUUUGAAGACAAGUAUAUGCCAGGGAAAAAGAAUGAAUCAGAGCAAAAACAAAUUUCCAUCACUGUUGAUGAAAGUGUUGUUGAUGGUGAUUUUGUUGACAUGGAUAUUAGAAUAGAAGGCACAACAGAUUUUAUUACAAAACUAUGCAAUUCAAAUGAAAAUCAAAUAAAUCACAAAAGCAGUUUAAAGCAUAUGCAGUUUGAUAAAAAUAAAGAUGUAGAUACUGUUGACUCAUCCUUUAGAAGAAGUAACACAACUAAUAAUGGUAAAUAUGAUAUGAUGGAUCAUUGGCAGUUUUCUCCUUCUGAUUUAAAAAAACCUAUGAAAGAAACAGACUUAACAGGACCUGAGUACUCAUCACAGUGGAACGUUGAAAAAUGUGUUUCUUUAAGCUCUAAUCAAGUUUUAUCUUCUAAGGAAUUGUUAAGUAUUUUGUACAAUGAUUGCGAUUUUAGUUCUGCUACUGACUUUAUACCUUUAUGUACAAAAGUAGAUGAACUAAAAACAUUGAAUCAAAGUUUAUUAUCUUUACCUGACAUUAAAAAGACAUUUCAACCUGCUCAUGAGCAAGAUUUAAAACCCCAUUUACGCAGGUCAUUUACUUCUGGCAAAAGAUAUGCUCAUUCUUCAGCACCCGGAAGAAGAUCUGUUUUUUAUACCCCGUUGAAUGGUGUUAAAUUUAAAGAAACGCCUAUAACUAAAGAGACAUUAUUUCUUGAAGGUUUGGACCUGGCUGAAAAUAAAGCUAGUGUUUCCAUUGAUAGAAGUCUGGAAAACAAUAAUAAAGUUAUCAAUUUACCAUCUCCUUCUGAUCUUGGAAAACCCAAACUAUGGAGUUGCUUCCCUGCUAUCAAGAGUUCGAGUAAGAGAAAUUCGUAUAGAAUGUCGCUUCAAUCUCCAUAUGCAGUAGUAACACAAGAAAAUUCAUCUAGGUUUCAAAGAGCAAAAGAAAAUUUGGAGUUUAAUUUGAAUUUCAGAUUCCACAAUUAUAGUCAUUUUCAAAAUGAAAUCAAUGUUAAAGAAUACUUUACCCAAAAAAUUACAUCCACAACUGAAAAUGUCCAUCUUGUAGUUUGCGUGCAUGGAUUGGAUGGAAAUCGAGAUGAUUUGAGACUUGUGAGAUGUUACCUGGAAAUGGCUUCUCCAUUAGCUAAUUUUGAUUUUUUAAUGUCAGAAGUUAACCAGGAUGAUACUUUUUGCGAUAUCGAUAUUAUGACUCAGCGAUUAGUUGAAGAAAUAAAAAAUUACAUAAGUGAACAAAAAAUAGAAGUUUCCAAAAUGAGUUUUAUUGGUCAUUCACUUGGGAAUAUUAUAAUUCGAAAUGCUGUUAUUCAUUCACAACUUUUUGAGUACCGAUCAAAAUUGUGGACAUUUCUUUCGCUUUCAGGACCUCAUCUUGGCAUUCAAUUUCAUACUAGUAAUUUGGUUAGCACUGGAAUGUGGUUAAUGCAAAAAUGGAAAAAAGGUGGUUCCUUAGUGCAGUUAGCUCUAAAUGAUUCAACUGAUCUCAGAGACACAUUUAUGUAUAGAUUAAGUUUAACUAAUGGUUUUCAGUAUUUCAAGAAUGUAUUGCUAGUUAGUUCUGUCCAAGAUCAUUAUGUCCCAUUCCAUUCUGCACGUGUUGAAAUGAGCAAGCAAGUUCUCAAAGGAAACACUGAACACGGCCGCGUAUACAAAGAAAUGCUCGAUAAUAUAAUGAACCCUCUAAUGGUGCAGGAAUCCAUCAAUAUUAUUCGUUAUACUGUCUACCAUCCAAUGCCUACUUCUGCUGACUCGUUCAUUGGUAGAGCGGCACAUAUCGCAAUGCUUGACUCCGAACUCUUUCUGGAGAAGUUUAUUUUGGUUGCAGCUAGUUCAUAUAUAAAUUAACUACUUUUUGUACUCACGCGGUGUCACACUAAGAUAAAUAUUUUUAUUUAGAAAAGUUGAUUUUAAUUUUUUUUUUUAAUUAAAUAAAAGUUAUAAUAAUUUC